GUUUCACGUUGGACUGUGCGAUUUAUGCAACUUUAGAGUUAAUAUACAUAAAUUAAAUUAAUAUUAUUGAUUAAAUACCUUUAUUUUGUUUCACCCCUUCGAUAUGGAUGACGGGACUGUAAGUGAGAAUGAAGGGAACCGUACUUCGGGAAGAAGAAGUCAAUCAUCUGAAGAAAUGCAAAAUCUGGAACUAGAUGCUGAAGACUUCGAUAUUACCCUUGCGGCAUCACAUUCAUAUCUGAGCCAAGAUCUUGUUGCAAUCACUGGAAGACCUGACCUGGAGCCUGGAUGGACAGGAACAAUUCCAGUUAUGGCACACCAUGGAGCAGUAUUUCCUGGAGAAACCGUACCAAUGCUACUCACAGAUACACAAGAUGUUUUAAUCAUAUCGCAUGCAUUGGAUAAUGAUAAAAUCUUUGGAUUGCUUUGUCCUGAUGAGACAUGUACAUACAUUUCUGGGUAUGGCGUGCUAUGUGAAGUAAUUGAAGCAAGCAAUUCCAAUGAUGCACCACAAACAUUGUCAUUUCGAUCUCAAGCAAGUCAUAGAUUUAGGUUCAAAGUAAUGCCAAAGAUGUCAAAACCUAUACAUUUGUAUAAUAGAAUGAAGUUGGUAGAAAUACUAAUAUUACCGGAAGUGCAACUUGGGGAUCCCUUACAGCAAGUGCGCCUUCCCAGCCUCGAUAAUUGGAGACGAGAACGAACUAUGUUGGCAGAUAAUCGGUUUCGUAUUAUAGACUCGGCGAUGACAACAUGGCCACAUUUUGUCUAUGACAUAUUCGAUUUUCAUCGAAUGAAACAGACUAUUAAAGAAUAUUUUAGGAAUAUUGUUAAAACAUCAAUACCAGAAGAGCCGGUAUCUUUAUCUUUCUGGACUGCAUCGAAUCUGACACUCACACCGAGGGACAGACUGGCGCUGUUCAUGGUAGACGAUGCGUUGCUAAGGCUGCAUAUGGAGGUCAGGCUUAUUGGAUUGAACAGUGUCCUGUGUUGUGUGUCUUGUUCGACGGAAAUCGCACGAAGAGAGAAUAUGUUCGCUAUGUCCACUGAGGGCGUGCAUUCAAAUUAUAUUAACUUGGGUGGAUAUAUGCACGACUUGGUGACCGUCACCCAAACCCAAAAUAUACAAUUGAGUGGCCCGGCUUCGGCCGAGUUUUCCUGGUUUCCAGGGUAUGCUUGGAGUAUAGCGCUCUGCGUUUGUUGUAUGGCGCAUGUUGGUUGGAGGUUCGAUGCCCUAAAGCGCGCAGUACGCCCAUCACAGUUCUUCGGCCUUUGCCGCAAUAACGUCGUACCACGACCUGCCCCCACUCCCCCACUUCUAACAUCAACCCCACCCCCUGCCAAUCUACCCUCAGACGGAUCAGUAUCACAACCUUUAUAAAACAUCUACCCUCAAAAAAAUAACGAUCUACCCUCAUA
Messenger RNA from Pieris brassicae (large cabbage white), 1416 nucleotides. Its product is annotated as protein cereblon-like. The record is from RefSeq and is a predicted model, not a curated record. The coding region runs from base 104 to 1378 and encodes 424 amino acids. NCBI's taxonomy places the organism in Eukaryota, Metazoa, Arthropoda, Insecta, Lepidoptera, Pieridae. The transcript is spliced from 10 exons.